This is a messenger RNA of Dicentrarchus labrax (European seabass), 3030 nucleotides long. Its product is annotated as glucocorticoid modulatory element-binding protein 1-like. Gene Ontology annotation, biological process: positive regulation of transcription by RNA polymerase II. The coding region runs from base 398 to 1927 and encodes 509 amino acids. Gene Ontology annotation, molecular function: DNA-binding transcription activator activity, RNA polymerase II-specific; RNA polymerase II cis-regulatory region sequence-specific DNA binding. The transcript has 10 exons. The record is from RefSeq and is a predicted model, not a curated record. Gene Ontology annotation, cellular component: nucleus. NCBI's taxonomy places the organism in Eukaryota, Metazoa, Chordata, Actinopteri, Moronidae.
UGACACACCAACACAAUUGGGCCACACAAGUGGCAACUAAACAAAAAUGUACCUAUGAUGAACCUAAAACGUACCAGGAGGGCAAAUAAACAUUUUCACGACUUCCUUUGUGAUGGAAAGGUGUUUCUAAAGGUUGAAAUCCUCCUACAUAUGCAGUGCCGUGGCUCAGAGGUGCUGAAACAAAGCCGUGCACUCGCACAUAAGAGCAGUUUGACCGAUUUACGCAUCGCGUGCGAACUAACCGCUUCUCGUGACAGCGGGACAGAUGCUUCUCAGGCAAAUGCUGCCUUCACUGCAGGAAGUGUAACGAAGCAGCACGGCGCAUGCUCUUCUGCCUCUCCGACAAGCGGAGGAUGAAUUAUCCCCUGCUGUAAAAACGCUCUUGUGGGGAGGGGUGAUGGCGGGUGCUGAGGUCACUGUGUCUUCAGGGGAUCUCCAGACGGUGAAGGAAGAGGAAGGGGAGUCCAGUGGCAACAACCAUAAGACUCAAGUCAUCCUGCACCUGCAGCCAAUUCUGCACGGGGUAAAUGAUGACAUUGCUGACACUGGCACUACAGUCUUGGCCAUAGAGACACAUCAUGAAGACAGUAAAGCAGAAGGAGAGGAGAUCGAGUACGGCUACCCCAUCACCUGUGGAGACAGCAGGGCGAUUCUGCUUUUUAAGAAGUUUGUGUGCCCUGGAAUCAAUGUCCGAUGUGUCAAAUUCAAUGACCAGCUCAUCAGUCCUAAGCAGUUUGUACACCUGGCAGGGAAAGCCACUCUGAAGGACUGGAAGAGGGCCAUCAGACUGGGAGGGGUAAUGCUCAGAAAAAUGAUGGACUCAGGCCAGAUAGAUUUCUACCAGCAUGACACAGUGUGCAGCAACACCUGCCGCAGCACUAAAUUUGAUGUGCUGAUCAACAGCACACGGCUUCCCCCAGGGACCUUAGUGCAGCAGAGCCCAUCAUGUCUGGCACUCGACCCCCUCGGAGGACAGGUGCCUCCCCUGACAGGUGAGGUUGUACAUGAUGCAGCAGAGGUAGAGGAACCCUUGGAAGAGAAGUUCUGUGCAACAGCAGAGUGGAGCCCUGGUCCAGCCCGGCCUGUAAAUCCCACAACAGCCAAUGGACAUGCUGCAAAGAGGAAGAAGGCUGACACACCUGAUGACGUAUUGAGCCUGUGGAAGGGAGUAGCAGACUCAGGGCUGAUGGGGGAGGUCCUGUCCAGUCUCCAGACUGAAAUAUCAGCUGCUCUUAAAGGAGUGGAGGUUCGCAGUGAGAACGCCAACCUGCAGGAGACAGAUGCCGUCAUACUUAAUUCCCUGUGUAAGAUGUUUGGGCUUUUAGACUCAGUGAAGCAAGCUCUGGUCCUGAAGUGCAGCCAGGAUGAAGAGAACAAAAUACAUAACAAUGUUUGUGCGUUGGAUGAGAUUUUGGAAGACCAGAGGAAGCAGGGUCGUGAUAAAAGCACCUCCUCCAAAAUGAAAUCCUUGAAACAUCUCCGCAAUCAGCGCCACAACCCGUCAAACAGCCACAACUUGCUGUCCCCCGUCAAAACGGGCCCACCGAUCCAGCCUUUCUCUUUUACCGGUUUAUCACCUGCAUCUUACGCUCAGUUCACCAUCAACCCUCAGCUCUUUAGCCAUUUCUCUGCCUCCACUGGCCAGCGUCACCCUGCCGAGGCUGGCAGGACGGACAGAGACAGCCAUGGUGCCACUCUGGAGAGGAAGCGUGACAUCAGUGAGAUGGCAAAUCAGGAGAAGCUCCACAGACCCAGACAGGAGGGCGUGGAGACAGAGGACACCUCAGGGAUCCACAAAGAGCACGGACAGACGACUGUUAAGUUUCAAGAAGACCCUCAUCUUAGAAGUGAGGAGACAGAAGGCUUGCAUGGCAUUGAAAAGGUGAUUAUAGGAAGUAAGGCAUCAAAGAAACAUAAAAGUAAGUGAGGGAGAAAGAUAAUCCCAAAGACACUAAAAGGGGAAUUAAAAUGAAAAAAACAUUACUUUGUCAAACUACUUUUUUUUGUAUUCUCAUAUAUAUAUAUUGUGGUUACUUCAGUUGUUUGCAGUGUUACAAGCGCACAUUUGUUCUUGCAUUGAGUUGUUUGUAAAAGACACAUUCAAGAAGAGCAUUUUGGUUCAUUCUUUAAUAACAUUUUAUCAACUCACAACACAGUAAAGCUGAAAUGAUUCAUUGAUUCAUUGAUUGGUCCACUGACAGAACAUUAAUUGGCAGCAAUUUUGAUAAACGAUAAUAAUCAUUUAAGUCAUUUUUCUAAGCAAAAUGUUCUAAAUCAAAUUCGAAAUAUUUUAUAACACGAAAACGUCACUUUGGGCUCUGGGGAAUUGCAAUGAGCAUUUUUUUACAUUUUUCUUUUGACAUUUUAUGGGCCAGAAAUGAUAAAUUGAUUAUUUGAAGUUUAAUUGAUAAUGAAAGUAAUUGUUGCUGCCCUGAAACAUUCUAAAGAAUUAGAAACGUAUGUGUUUGAUAGUAAGUAUUUCUACAUUUUUAAGAUGCCUUUCACAUGUCAAUGUAAAUAGUAUUCACCGUAUCUAAAAAUAUUUGGCAACUUUUUCAGGUAUUUGUGACAAAUAUUUCCCUUAUACUUUUAUAAAUAAUUUCUAAUACUAUUUAUAAUUGAAAAUCCAUAUUUUGUGAGUUACACUUGUGUGGUGAAUUUUAUAUAAUUUUGAUUUUGUGAAAUACAGUAUAUCUCACUCAGGCUUGUAUUUAGGCCCUUGUUAUUAUGCCUAAAACCUGCCUAAGAUCUAUGCACCAGACACUGUCUGAAGAAUAGAUUAUUCUUAAUUUUUGACAGUGAAAACUAUAUAUUUAGUAAGUAUUGUGACUGUUGACGUGCUGUUGUUUUAAACAGGGUACUGUUUACUAAUCUUGUUAAUUUACUCCCCUUUAUCAUAGAAAAAAUAUAAAAGAGAAAAAGAUGUUAUGCACAUGAGAGUAUGAUGAAAAUGACGCUGAUGGUCUGAUAUGACCACGUAAGACAAUGAACACAUUUAAAUAAAAUACUUUGUUUCAUAUUUUAACAGAA